Syngnathoides biaculeatus (alligator pipefish) is the source of this 780-nucleotide messenger RNA. It is a transcript of the gene tomt, whose product is annotated as transmembrane O-methyltransferase. Gene Ontology annotation, molecular function: catechol O-methyltransferase activity. Gene Ontology annotation, biological process: dopamine metabolic process; developmental process; catecholamine catabolic process. The record is from RefSeq and is a predicted model, not a curated record. Bases 1 to 780 code for a protein of 259 amino acids. Lineage: Eukaryota; Metazoa; Chordata; Actinopteri; Syngnathiformes; Syngnathidae. The transcript has 4 exons.
AUGGUGUCCCCUGCCAUUGCGCUGGCUUUCCUCCCCCUCCUGCUGACGCUGCUCAUCCGAUACCGUUUCUACUUUGCGCUGUUCUACCGAGCGGUCCUGGUGCGCCUAUGGAAGGACUGCGUCACCGGUCUGAGCCGUGAGGAGCGGGCCUACCAGUAUGUCCUCACGCAUGCCACCCCCGGGGACCCUGACAGCAUUCUGGACACUUUUGAUGAGUGGUGCAGCAAGGUGGAGUACAUCAGUAACAUUGGUCCGAAAAAGGGGAAGAUCCUGGACCGGCUGCUGAUGGAUCAGAGUCCGCUGACGGUCCUGGAGCUGGGGACCCACUGUGGCUACAGCACCGUGCGGAUGGCGCGGGCUCUGCCACUGGGCGCCAGGAUCUACAGCGUUGAAAUGGACCACAGGAACGCCGCCAUCGCCGAGAAAAUCAUCCGCCUGGCUGGAUUUGACGACGACACAGUAGAGUUGAUUGUGAAUCCAUCAGAUGAAGUGAUCCCACGUCUGCGCUCUGACUUUGGCCUGGAAAGGCUCGAUUUGGUCUUCAUGGACCACUGGAAGAAAUGUUACUGUGCUGAUCUGCAGAUGUUGGAGGGUUCUGGUCUUCUCGGGAAAGGAUCUAUAAUUCUGGCAGACAACGUGCUGUUUCCCGGGGCCCCCAAAUUCCUCAGACACGUUCGCAAGAGCGGCUUGUACGAGUGGAAGAUCCACCGCGCUACACUGGAGUACAGCAAGGGUAUCAGGGAUGGGAUGGCGGAGCUGGUGUACCAGGGGGUCAAGUAG